Mollisia scopiformis is the source of this 648-nucleotide messenger RNA. RefSeq lists its product as uncharacterized. The record is from RefSeq and is a predicted model, not a curated record. Bases 1 to 648 code for a protein of 215 amino acids. Gene Ontology annotation, molecular function: acyltransferase activity, transferring groups other than amino-acyl groups. NCBI's taxonomy places the organism in Eukaryota, Fungi, Ascomycota, Leotiomycetes, Helotiales, Mollisiaceae. The transcript has a single exon.
AUGUCUUCUAUGAAAGAUUCAGUCUCGAGAUAUCUUUAUACGAAGCGUCUUGUCCUCGAAUUGUUCGACCAUAAUAAUUCCGAGCACUACGAAUGCCUUCUCGGAUCAAUGAACAGCCCGACAGCUCACGCACGAAUGGGUGAUUUUGGCAUCAGAACGCCUACAGAAUUCGAUGCUCUCAACAGUGCAACACGGCUUGCGGGUCCUUAUUGCCAAGGACUCGUACCUGAUUUGGACUUCUACUACGUCCUAAGACUUGGUGACAAAGAUGGUCCUAUGAUUGGAGGCGUCUCAGUUGCACAACGAAGUGCCUCCGUACCACCGGACGUUGGAUGGUGCAUUUUAGAGCCCUACAUGGGCAAAGGAUAUGCAACCGAGGGUGCGAAAGAGUUCCUCCGCUACCUUCAAGAGGAUUUCGGACUGCGAGAAGUUAUGACUUGGCCGGGCGCGACAAAUAAGGAGAGCCGCAGAGUGGCACAAAAGCUGGGGUUUGUGGAAGCUGGGACGAUUCGCUUGAAGGAAGAGCCGGGAAAAGUCGAUGUUGCCUACAUUCUGCCAGGCAUGGAUUUCACUUUCGACAAUAUCAGCCUUUCCAUGUGGGGGGAUGAAGGACAAGUUUCAAAGACGAGCGCUCAGUUGACAAAGUAG